This is a messenger RNA of Opisthorchis viverrini, 741 nucleotides long. RefSeq lists its product as hypothetical. Lineage: Eukaryota; Metazoa; Platyhelminthes; Trematoda; Opisthorchiida; Opisthorchiidae. The transcript is spliced from 3 exons. The record is from RefSeq and is a predicted model, not a curated record. Bases 1 to 741 code for a protein of 246 amino acids.
AUGCGGAGGACGAAGAUUGCUAGGAGUUUGAAUGGAGAAGAGUUAAAGAAGCAAUGCUCUCGACUUUCAGUUGCCAUACCGGCCACGAGCGGAUAUGAUGGUGCAUGCAGAUCCCUUAAACACCGGAUAAUCAGAGGCUUGAAGAAUGAUAGAGAGCGCUGCUGGAUUCAGAAGGCCCAGGAGACGGAGGAGGCAAUGGCCGCGCCCCGUUUCAACCAGCCGGUCAAAAGAAGGCAGGUGUCAGCGAAACAAUACGCGAAAAAGACCCAAUGGCAAUUUAAUCCCUCAAUCGUCUUGAGUGGUGGGCUGAGCACCUCAAGGAGCGGUUCCAUUGGUCUCUUUCAACACAACCGCCGGAAGAACCUGAAUGGAACAUUGACACCAACUCGCCAUCAGCAGCCGGAAUCCAGUGUGGGAUAUCAAUAUCGAAAUGCGGCAAGACAUCAAGUCCGGAUGGUCUGCACCACACGCUCAUCAACUAAGGUGGCGAGGCCCUGGCGAACAGUCACGAGGGCUGGGAUACUGCCAGGUUGCCCAAGCCUAGACAGGGGAAGUCGAGUGGCGGAGGUCGGAUUCGAACCACGGACCUUCUGGUCAGUAAAUUCUCGCUCUAACCACUUUGGCCAUCUCGCCCCAGAUCCUUCUCGAAUGCAGACGAUUCUAAAUAACUUAAACAACUGUGCCGCACGGUUCGGUAUGUGCUUCACACCUGCAACGUGUGAAGUGCUGCUACAAGACUAG